AUGUACAUCAGUCAGCAUUUUAUCCCACGUCUAGUUCGUGUUACUCCUCACAAUCUUGAUGAGCCUCUACUAAAGGAAGGAGGGCUGGUAGGAGGGGCUGGAGGGUCCAAUAAUAAUAAAUUAAAGUUACAGAUAACACAGCAUAAGGCAGGUAGCUCCUCUUCAAAUCCUAAGAGCAAGAAGAAGAAAGAGACAAAAGAAAAGAGAGAUCUCUCAAGUGUGUCUCUAACCUGCGGUGAGCCGGUGGAGUCUACACCUUAUGAUUUCCUGGAAGGUGUGGCUCGUCGUGAUCAGUUCUCAAUACAUCCAGAACCUGAUGUAGCAAUGGUUUUUAAAAAGACGACAGACGACCAGUCGGUUGAUUUGGUUGAAGUUGAGAAACUAUUGAAGAAACUCUUGAAUGAAAAUUCUAAUGAUCCUCAAGUCUUCAAUCAGGUUGGUAACUUGUGGCGGGUGAAAGGUAACACUCUCCUGGCCAUAGAGUGUUUCCGGAAGGCUCUCUCAGUCUCUCCUAAUGACCCUGACGUCCUCAUUAACAUGGCAAGGACACUCUACAAUCUCAAGUUCAUAGAUGAUACACUUUUCCUAACUAAGCUAUCCCUCCAUCACAAAUUCCCCAAGUCAGAAACCUGGCUCCAGCACUAUACACUUGGUGAGGCUUACAAAGUCACUAAAAAGUAUGAAACUGCUGCUGCUUACUUUAAGAAAGCUCUAGAACUGAACCCGAGUCUCAGCAGAGCAGAGGCUCAUCUGAGAGACCUUGAGAGACAGAGCAGUCUUACCAACUUCUACACAGUCAUCAUCAUUCUAUUCUUAGUCUCUUUUGUUAUUAUUAUUAUAUCUUAUCUAAUUUAUGUAAGAAAUUGACGUAAAAUAAUUAUAAUACUGAUCAU
Molecule: messenger RNA, 893 nt
Organism: Amphimedon queenslandica
Lineage: Eukaryota; Metazoa; Porifera; Demospongiae; Haplosclerida; Niphatidae
Product: tetratricopeptide repeat protein 17-like
Exons: 4
Coding region: 1-867 (288 amino acids)
Biological process (GO): actin filament polymerization
Cellular component (GO): cytoplasm; actin cytoskeleton
Molecular function (GO): protein binding
Source: RefSeq, a predicted model, not a curated record